Messenger RNA from Cyphellophora europaea CBS 101466, 2064 nucleotides. RefSeq lists its product as uncharacterized. NCBI's taxonomy places the organism in Eukaryota, Fungi, Ascomycota, Eurotiomycetes, Chaetothyriales, Cyphellophoraceae. The transcript is spliced from 2 exons. Bases 1 to 2064 code for a protein of 687 amino acids. Gene Ontology annotation, biological process: regulation of Golgi organization. Gene Ontology annotation, cellular component: cytosol. The record is from RefSeq and is a predicted model, not a curated record.
AUGGACUCGCCCUUGACCCAACAACUGCGGCCAGAUUCAUUCGAGCCGAAAAUCGUGCAACUCUACCUGCAUCUGUUCAAUGUCCUUCCCAACGACGACAGUAUCGAAGAUCCAAUUCCAUUAGAAGGAUUCUGGCGAGAAUUCUUCCUUCUCAAGCCGGACAAGCAACGGCUGUAUGAAAUUCUCGAACCAUUCACUGCUAGCGAAAUCAUCCACUGCCAUGUCCAGACACAGGCCUUUUUCCAGCGCUCUAUAUCAGAAGCAGGAUCGGGCGUCUCUCCAAGAAACGAAAAUGCACUCGAUAAUCUGGCAGGUUUUCUCAGUGCCGUCUUCACCAAGCGAUACAUGAACCCUAGUACCGACAUCAUUGAGGUGCUCGGUGGGCUCGGAUCCAUCGACAAGCUGGUUUCGGAUCUGGUCAACAGCCUAGAUGCGAUCAUCAGGCAGUCGCCCAACCUCGAUCUCCGUUCCAAAGCCGUGACAGCUGCUACGGUUAUGGUGGCCGGAGCAUUCCAGACCAGCCUUAUCAGCUACUUCAUGUACCGAGAUCUCUUCCCAGCCUUGAUGAAAUACGUCCACGAUGCUCCCGAAUCCGCUUACCAGUCAUAUAUCCUUCUAGGGUGUUUAGCAAACUACAAUAAAUUCGAGCAGCAAAACCCUUACCAAACGCGCCUGGAAGACUUCGUCGACGAAUCCACGAUCCGCCUACUUGUUGCGUCCUUUGCCGGCUCGUGCAAGGCCAUCCGUGACGAAUACACCGCCAUUCAAGAUGACGCGGCCGCAUCGCUUACCAUUUCUUCGGCGCUCUCAUAUGUGGGAUUAAGAUCGCUCUCUCCAGACGCUCGCAAACCCCCACCCCCGAGCGAAGACGAAGCGAAAGCACUCUUUAAUGCACUCCCGUCACCUCUCGCCGCUGCACUCCUCUCCACCUACACCUUUGUACACGCCAACAAAAUCUUCGCAUCUGCACUAGUGAACGCCCCGAGCCCCAACACCGCAGCCAGCAGCGAAACCCCGCUAGCUGCCUUCCUCAGCACGACCUCCUACGUGACGCACCACGCGCACCGAUCACCCCGCACCGCCACCUAUGCGACCCUCUCUCUCCUCACCCUCCGCCUCCUCCUCGAGGACCCCUUGACCGCCCGCCCCCUCUGCCACAGCACCUCCCACGCCAGCACGGUGCGCCUGGCCCGCCAGCGCGCCCCCUUCCUCCCACUCGUCACCACGCCGCGCCCUCCGGCCGCCACGCUCCUCGACAUCGCCAUCGACACACUAAGCCACAACCUGCGCCGCCGCCUCGACAUCCCGCUCUACUCGGCGGCGCUAUCCCUCAUCCUGCGCGUCCUCGGCACCCUCGCCGCCAACGGCACGCGCCUGGCCUACCACUGGGCCUACCUGUGGGGCGCGCUGCUCUCGCUCGUCAAGUUUGCGACGCAGUACGCGGCGGACCUGCUGCCGCUGCGGGGGAUGCGCGAGGAGGUGUGCGCGGGCGUCGCGGAGGCGCUGGUCGUGAGUCUGGUGCGCGGCGAUGCGUUCCUCAGGGGUGAGGGCGACUAUGAUGACUUGUUUUAUAAGUUGCUCGAGGGCCAUGAGCUGUUGCCGAGGUUUCGCGAGGCGUAUACGAGGAGUGCUGGGGGUGGGGCGGGGGUGGGGAGAGGGAGAGGAGGACAGGCAGGAGGGGUGGGGACCGAGAGGAGAGAUGCCUUUGAGCGUGCGGCGGAUGCGCUGGUGAGCGUGAGCGCGCAUUUCCACGGCAUGGUGGGCGAGAAGGGCCUGGUGAAGGGGAGGCGGCAUCAGAGCGCCGGGGAGGUGAAGAGGGUGGUGAAGGAGGGGUACGAGACGCUGGAUCUGGCGGGCGUGGCGGACAGCACGGCCGGUGGUGGAGGCGUUAGUGCGGGAGUCCUGGUAGGAGAUGGAGGCCUCGGGACGUGGGAGGCGUGGCGUGAAGGGGAGAAGAAAGCAGAGGUCAAGCGCUUGGUGAGGGUUGCGGUGGAGGAUGCGCGGGUGGGAGGAUUGAGGUCAACGACUCGUGGGCGGAAUCCAAUGCUUCCGAGUGAGACAUAA